Molecule: messenger RNA, 8592 nt
Organism: Microplitis mediator
Lineage: Eukaryota; Metazoa; Arthropoda; Insecta; Hymenoptera; Braconidae
Gene: shg
Product: DE-cadherin
Exons: 6
Coding region: 741-5567 (1608 amino acids)
Biological process (GO): cell-cell junction assembly; cell morphogenesis; multicellular organism development
Cellular component (GO): adherens junction; catenin complex; plasma membrane
Molecular function (GO): cadherin binding; calcium ion binding
Source: RefSeq, a predicted model, not a curated record
UGAGUCUGCUUCUGCUCAACUCAAACAAAACUCAGCUCAAGACUUAAAGACUAAAAUCGCAUUGUAGUUUUAAAUAGUAGAGUAAGAAAACCACGCGUUUAAAGUAGAAAACGGGCGUCGUCGUACCAUUCGCGUCAUUCUCUUGGCGUCGCGUGUUCUAUACUCGGAUUCGCAAUUCAUAUAUAUAUAUAUAUAUAUGAAUAAAUAUAUAAAUAUAUUUAUAUGUAUAUCGAGACUCAUUGAGAAUCGAUGAGUCGUCGAUUACAAAAAGUGAUAUUUAAUAUUUUGUAUUAUUAAAUAAAUUUAUAUAUAUACGUAUAUAAUAUAUAUGUAAAUAUAAAUAUAUGUGAUUUAAAAAAAAAAAGGAAUAACAAGUGUGAUUUUUUUUACGUGUGUCAGACUGUGACGGAAUUCCAGGGUAUAUAUGACAGUAGUGUUAUAUACAUAUAUAUGUAUAUAUAUUUUUAAUUGUUUAAUAAUUAGACAAGUGGUUAAAUAUGAUUGUGAAUUUUGAGUGCUUAUUUAAAUAAUUGUGAAAUAUGAUGGGAGUGAUUUAAAAUAUAUGAGAUAAUAUUUGAAAAUUUAAUUUUAAAAAUGUGUACGAGGGAAUUGAUGGUAUUGGGGGUGAUUGUGAAGGUGGUUUAAAAGUUUAAAUAUUUAUAAUUUUUUUUGUUGGCUUGUGGAUGAGGAGUUUUAGUUAUAUUUGUAAUUUGUGAACAGUAUUAACCGGUAGAUUUAAAAUGGGGAUAAGAAUUUUGAGAAAGGCGAGGCUUAGAUCCUUUGGAAUAAUCAUUGAAAGUCUUUGGCUGUUUGCUAUAUUCUGUGGAACUUUAGAAGCAGCAAAUCUAAGACACACAAGACAAGCAGAUUUCCGUUCACAGUAUUUCAAUAUUGAAGAUUCAGUGACAAAAGAUGACAAUCACAAUCAUAAACCUGUAUUUUAUGAUUGUCUUAAAUUGGCACCAAGAGUUAAAGAAGAUGAACCCGCAGGUACUAUUGUUAUAACAGUACACGCUGAAGAUCGUGAUCCACCAGAUGAAGGAGGUACAAUAACUUACAGUUUUGUCACGGCACCUGGUGAAAAAUUAAAAUUUGAAAUAAAUAAUGUCACUGGAUUGAUAAAAACAACUCAGGUAUUAGAUAGAGAUGAACCGGCACGUGAAAAAGAAGCAUAUUUAACAGUAUUAGCAACAGAUAAUGGUCGCCCACAACUUGAUGAUGUUUGUACAUUUAAAGUAACAAUCGAAGAUGUUAAUGAUAAUGCGCCGGUCUUUGACAAAGUCGUUUACACAGAAUCAGUGCCACAAGAUCACCCGCCAAACGCCGAGGUGAUGCGCGUAUCAGCAACAGAUAUCGACGACGGUAAUAAUUCCGUAAUCCAAUACAGUCUCACUGCAUCGCGUAAUACCGAUGACGCUUCUUACUUCAAAAUAGACGAAAAAACUGGAGUUAUUUAUCUCAGCCAAGCAAUUAAGCAUGGUCCCGAUUACAAAUUUCGCCUGAUCGCCCGCGCCCAAGAUCUCGGUCGCCCAGAGCCAAAAGCCAGUGAAAUAGAUUUGGAAAUUCGUGUCGUUGACUCUUACAAAAAAGCUCCCACAUUUUUAGGAACUUCAGCCAAUACUCUAAACCCACUUUUAAUUCCCGAAAAUUUUACUGGUUUUGAUCUAUCACUAGUUCAAGUAACCGCCGCUUCAAAUAUUCCCGACAACCCAAACGGUCUUAUAUUUGAAUUAGUUACCGGUGGAACAGAACAAGCAAACAAAGCCAACACAUUUCGUCUCGAAUCCGAAGGUAAUACUGCGCACAUAAAAUUAGCUCAGCAUCUUGACUACGAGCGAGUUACCGAAUACACUUUGAUCGUUCGUGUUCAAAACAAUUAUGAUUUAGCCGCCGAAACGGUUGUCAACAUCCAAGUAUUGGAUGUCAAUGACAAUAUUCCCGUUUUUGUUGAAAUGAAAAAAGGAAGCGUUUUAGAAAAUGAGUUACCAGGUGUACCAGUAAUGCAGGUCCGCGCUAUCGAUCAUGACGGAACAGAAGCCAACAAUCAAGUUACCUAUGAACUAGAUAAUUACAAAGAUUAUUUUGCAAUCGAUAAAUAUACCGGUAAUAUAACAACUCUGACAACUUUCGAUCGUGAAAAAGUCGAUACUUAUAAUGUCAAAAUAAUAGCAACAGACAAUUCACCCAGUGCUUUAUACAAAACCGGAGAACCAAAUCGUGGACAACAAGAUUUCCGUAUCGAAAUAGCCGACAAAAAUGAUAACCCACCGCAUUUUAAUCGUUCCGUUUACACCGCAAAUUCAAUUCUAGAAAAUACGAAUGUCAAUGCACUAGUUACUGAAGUAAAAGCUGAUGACAAUGACACAGCUAGUCCUGUUAUUUACUCAAUAAUUGCCGGUAAUGCGGAUGACAGUUUUUACAUUGAAGGUACAACUGGUAAAAUUCGUAUAAAACGUCCACUUGAUUACGAAAAAAUAACAGAGUAUAAUUUAACAGUACGCGCAUUUGAUGGCAUGUAUGCCGACAAUGCAACAGUCAAAAUAUUUAUUGAAAACGUAAAUGACAAUCCCCCAAUAUUUACACAAGAUUUCGAUCGCAAUCCAACAAUUGAGGAAGAAAAACUUAUCGAUGGCUGCUUGACCCAAGUGAGCGCUUACGAUCCUGAUAUCAAGAACCGUAGCGCAGAUCAACAUAUCGCGUAUUUUAUUGUCAAAGAAGACCAGCAGCCUCUGUUAGAAAUAAGCAAAACUGGUUGUAUUAAACUGAAAAAACCGUUGGAUCGCGAUCCGCCGACAGGUUAUCCCAUGUGGACAGUUAUCGUGAUGGCGCGUGAUGAAGAUGGAGCUCCAACGGCACUGCAGGCAUUGGUGAUGGUCAACAUAACCCUGAUAGACAUUAACGACAACGCGCCAUUUUUAGAUAUGAUCCAACCGGUAGUUUGGUAUGAAAACCAACAGCCAGACAAUAUUACAAAAUUACGCGCCCGUGAUUUUGAUUCAGAUGAAAACGGACCGCCCUUCCAUUUUUCAAUAGACCCGGCAGCUGAUAAUAGUAUUGACUUAUUUGAAAAAUUCAGUAUCAUCGGUGACGAUUUACGCGCGAAUGUUGUUUUUGAUCGUGAAGAAUGCAAACAAUAUGAAUUACCGAUCGUUAUUAGCGACAGUGGACGUCCUAGAUCAAUGACCGGUACAUCAACGCUGACUAUUGUCAUUGGUGAUGAAAAUGACAACCGUAUGGAAGAAGGUACCAGUUCUAUUUUUGUAUACAAUUACAAAAACAAAGGAAAGAAUCAACUAGACAGUGAAGAUGUAAUUCAAGAUACUGAAAUCGGGCGGGUUUACGUCAAUGAUUUAGACGAUUGGGAUUUACCAGAUAAAUAUUUCUCUUGGUUAGACGGCGGUGAUUAUCAUGAAGGAUUUAGUUUAGACCCACAUACUGGUAUGAUAACAAUGCUCUCAUCAAAUACUUGGGUUGAUAAUACUUAUUUAUUAAAAUUCGUUGUCAAAGAAUCGAGUCCGCUGAUUCCUAGUCAUACUGUUAAUGCUUACGUUAAUGUAACAGUUAAAUUAAUACCCGAAGAAGCUGUUGUUAAAUCUGGUUCGAUAAGAUUUUAUGGUUCAACGCCUGAAGAAUUUGUUGCGCCAAGAAAAGAUUCAAAUAUUAGCAAGAAAGAUAUUUUCCAUGAGCGAUUAGCGACAAUAUUAAACACGACCAUUGAUAAUAUUGAUGUCUUUACGGUACUGGUGUCUCCUCAUCAGCAAGGAUUCCAAAGUAAGGAUACUAAGAAACGAGUGCCUUUGCUGGAUGUUCGUUUUUCGGCCCACGGAAGCCCGUACUAUGCUGCGGAAAAAUUAAAUACUAUCGUAUCCCGGCAUGCGGUUAAUAUCGAACGUGAAUUAGAGAUGGACAUAAUGAUGGUCAGCAUUGAUGAGUGUCUGCAAGAGCAAGUUCACUGUAAUAAUUCAUGCCGUAAUUAUUUAAACAUAUCAGGAACCCGGCCGUAUGUUGUCUACACAAACUUGACAUCAUUUGUUGGCGUUCGAGCCAUCGUUGAUCCUCAGUGUACGUGUCAUGUUGCUGAACCAAUCGUGUGUCUCAAUGGCGGAACGCCUUUGCUUGCUGGCACCCCAAUGCGCUCUGGUGAAAUAAUCGGUACUGAACGCUGCGAGUGUCCGCCAGGGCUCGAAGGACCAAGAUGCGAGUUACUAGACAUCGCUUUCCAUGGCGAUGGGUGGGCAGUUAUGCCUGCUCUUGAAAAAGCCUGUGAUGAUUCACAUCUAGGAGUUGAACUAAAAACAUUCAAUGAUUUUGGACUAGUAUUUUACAUCGGUCCGAUGAUUUACAGCAAAACUCUUGGGGUUCAAGACUUUAUGUCUUUAGAAAUUCAAAAUGGAUAUCCGGUUUUGUAUGUAAACUAUGGCAGUGGUACAGUUCGACUUGAACAGACACAAACAAAGCUUAGUGACGGUAAAGAACAUCGGAUUGAUAUUUACUGGACCAAGUCCGUUGUUGAAAUGAAAAUAGACAAUUGCGGUGGGUCGAAUUGUAUGAGUUUAGGUGGCCCGCCAGGUGACAAUGAUUUUCUUAAUGUUAAUUCGCCUGUACAAAUUGGCGGCAAUGGACUAGGAACUACUGAUUUUCAUGAACUAUCUACAUUGUUUAACUGGACUUUCACUCCCACUGAUCGUGGUUUCUACGGUUGCAUUCGCAACAUGACUAUCAAUGGUAACACUUAUAAUUUUGGUAAUUUAGCUUUGGCUAAAAAUGCCUACGCCGGAUGUGACAGCGGAAUGGCUAAGGCAGUAUCAUUUUCACUGGAUACAAACUUUUGGGUUGUUAUUGCCGUUUGUUUGAUAAUAUUGUUCUUACUUGUUGCGGGAAUAUUCGCACACAGACGUAGAAGUGAUGAACACUAUAAAGACAUGGAUGACAUUAGAGAAAAUAUAAUAAAUUACGAAGAUGAAGGUGGCGGUGAAGUAGAUACUGGUUAUGAUUUGAAUGUCCUAAGACGAAUUUAUGAUUCUCCGAGCGUCCUAGGUGGCGGUAAUGGCGGCAUUGAUUCGAAACUUGCUUCUGUUAUCAAUCAAGGCAAAGGUGGUAUUGGUAAUGAUGAAAUACCGGACAUCUGUAGUUUUUUGGAUGGAAAAAAAUCAAAUUGUGAUAAAGAUCCGGACAUUAAUCCAUUUGAUGAUGUCCGGCAUUAUGCUUAUGAAGGUGAUGGUAAUUCAGAUGGUUCAUUGUCGUCAUUGGCAUCUUGUACUGAUGAUGGUGACUUGAAAUUUAAUUAUUUGUCUAAUUUUGGACCAAGAUUUAGAAAGUUGGCUGAUAUGUAUGGCGAGGAACCGAGCGAUGAUGAUGAUGAUGAUGACGAAGAUGAUGAUGAUAAUGUUGGUGUUGAUGUUGAUAAUGACAGUAAUAUUAAUAAUGAUGCAUGUAGACGUAGACGAUUUAGACAAGAUGAUAAUCAUGGUAAUAAUAGUGGUAUUAAUAAUGAUAAUAGACCAGCGCCUAUGCCUAGAAUAAGAAAUACUGGUAAUGAUGAACGAGAGAGUGAAAGUUGGUGUUGAUUUUAUUGUGAUUAGUACUGAUAAUUAUUAUUAUAUAUAAUCAUAACUAUUUAUAUUAAUGAUGAUAGGUUUUAAUUACUUGUAAUUAUUACUGGUUAUUGUUAACAACAAAGGUCAUUAUUAGCAACUAGAACUAUUAGUUCCGUGUUGUUAUUAGUAAUCGUAAUAAUAUUUACAUGAACAGUUACAAUUACUGGUAGUAAUAAAUACUGUCAUCAAUAACGAUAAUUAUUAUUAACGAUUUUAAAAAAUCUUAAAAAAUAGAGAAUAUUACCAACAGUAAUGAUUACUGUCAUUAAUAGUAAUACAUACCAUUGAUAAUAAUUAUUUCAGUAAUAAAUACUGUCAUCGAUAACGAUUAUUAUUAUUAAUGAUAUUAAAUAUUUCUAUGAAUAGUUAAUAUUACUAACAGUAAUUAUUACCGUGAUUACUAAUGAUAAAAAUCGUCAUUAAAAACGAUCAUUGUUACUGAUCGUGGUAAAUAUUAUCAUUAACAGUCACUAUUAUUGAUAUUAAUAAAUACCAUCGUUAUAGUAAUAACUACCACCAUUAAUAGUGAUUAUUAUUAGUAGUAAUUAAUACUGUGAUUAAUAACGAUGAUUGUGACUGAUUGUAGUAAAUAUUAUUAUGAACAGUCAAUAUUAUUAAUUUUAAUAAUUACAGUAAUUAAUAAUAAUUAUUAUGAUUAAUAGUAAGAAAUAUCAUAAUUACUAGUAGGUAUUAUUACUAUUAGUAGAAAGUCAUCAUUAAUUAUUAGUAUCAGCAAAGGUAAUUAUUACCAACCUAAAUAAUUACCAUUAAUAUAAAUAAUAAUGAUUAUUAUUAAUUAAUAAUUAUCAGUAACGAGCUUGAUAGUAAAAAACAAAAAAUCUCAUUUACGUAAUAAUGUUAUUAUGUACUUAAUUACUAUUAAUUAUUAUUAUUAUUAAUACUAUACUAAAUAUUGGUAUGAUAAUUUUGAAGGUUAAUUACGGAAUUUUAUACGAGAAAAAAAAAAUAAUUAAUUAUAUUUUUUUCAAAACAAGACUAAAAAAAUUCUGUGCCUUAAAUACGCCUUAUUUUAAAACAGAAAAAAGUAGUAAAUUAACUAUAAGUAGUUAUUGAUUAAUCAUUCCACGUACAUAUACAUUAAUUUUUCGUGAACAAUCAAACAAAAAAAAAAGUUUGUUUCGAAAGCGUUAAAAUACGCCAAAGAAAAAUUAAUUUGUUUAUGUACGAACGCCGAUGGCAGCUAAAAAAAUCAAAGUGAUUUUUAUAUUAAAACAAAUUUUUUUCGCUUAUAAAUAUAUAUGUACACAUAUAUAUGAUUAUUUAUAGCGUAGUAUAUAUUAUAGGAUAUAAUUAAAAACAAUGAAAGAGGAAUAGAAAUUUUUCAAAGGAAAAAUGACCAUAUUAUAAUUUAUAGGUUAGUGUAAAUUAAUUUUUUUAUUACUGAAGAACAAACGAAAUUAAAUUAAUUAAUUAAAGAACAAUAAUUGUAACUUGUAUUUAUAUUUUUCAUCGCCUUUCUUUUUUUUUUUUUAUAAUAUACUAAACUUAAACUUACUCAGUAAUCGGUUGAAACAAUGAAAUAUUUCUUGUAUUUUGUAAUUGAGACAAAUAUUUUGUCACGCAAUUAAACAUUUUGUUUUGUUUCCACGAAUUAUUAUUAUUAUAAUUACUAUUACUUUUUUUAUUACGAUUUAAGACUGAAAUUUUUUUACUCUUUAUUUUGCGAUUAAAAUAAAAUUUGUUCGGCUGAUCUUCCAUUGGGUGUCGGUAAAAAAAUCCUAAACAAAGAUACUUAUUUUAUAUUAUCCGGUGAAAAUAUUCAAUUAUGAUCAUAUGUACGUUCAAACAUCACAUAUGAUCGUAUGUGAUCAUAAAUAUUAAUAAUUAUAACCACAUAUAAUAUCUUCUAUGAUUACAAAUGAUUAUAUGGAUACGUACGAUCAUAUAUGAGCAUAUACGAUCACAUUUGAACAUAUAUGAUAUCAUCUGAUCCAAAAUAAAUAUAAAAACACUCACAUCAUAUGCCUAGUAUGAUCAUAUAUGACCAUAUCUGAUAUCAUAUAUGAUUGUAUAUGAUCAUAUCUGAUAUCAUAAUUUUACGUCUGAUAUAUGAUCAUAUAUUAUCAGAUAAAAUUAUUUUCAGUAUCCAACCAAAUUUGAGUAUUUUAUGUGACCAUAUAUGAUCAUAUCCAAUUCGCGAUCACUAUAUUUCAUAUUAUAUAUGAUUAUAUAUGAUUUCUGAUAUAUGUGAUUGUAUACGAUCAAAAUUUCAUUUUUUAUAUAUGACAAUAUUUGAUCAGAUAAAGUUAUUUUUGGUAUCCAACCAAAAAUAGGUAUUCAUAUAUGAUCAUACAGGUGAUCAUAUAUGAUCAUAUCUAUUAUAGUCUGAUCAUAUAUGUCAUCAGAUGACAUAUAUGGUUGUAUGUGAUCGAAAUUUUACUUCUGUUAUAUAACCAUAUAUGAUCAGAUAUAUUUAUUUUUAGUAUCCAACUAAAUCUUAGUAUUCUAUAUGAUCAUAUAUGAAUAUUUUAUACCAGGCAGCUGUACAUAAGUACAACAAUUUAAGUAAAAAUUGUUAUCUCUAGGAUUUUACUGUCCAGAUUUUUUUUAGGAUUUUUUGCCCGAUAAUUCUUCCAUUACACUAUUGUUUACGUAUUGUUUUUAAAACAAUUAUUGCAUUUAUCUACAAAUAUAUAAUAUAAACAAUCGCCUUUGAAAGUAAACCAGAAUUUAUCAACAAUAUUAACAAUAAAGGUGCGGAAUUUUAGAACAAAGUUUUUUUUUGGUUAGUAAACAAAACUUUAAAAAAGACAAACAAUACAGUUGUAAUUUUAAUCAUGUUUAUUAAUUAACUUUAGAAUGCGAUAAAUUUAAUUGGUAAUUAUUUUAUAAAUUAUUUAAUUCAAAUGAUUUUAAAAAACCGGUUAUUAUUAUUUUAAAUAACAAUUAAUAUUCAAGUAAUUGUUACCGUGUUACAAUUGAAAAAAAAAAAUCUUUGCUCUAAAAUAAAGGACCCUUUCAAUAUUUUAAUGAU